AUGUUGACACGUUCCAUCCUCCAACGCAUUUGUAUUCCAACAUCAAGACGAUGUCUUUCAACAAUACAAAGCCAACCACAGGCCAGUAGCGAUCCAGCUUCUAAAUUGCUCAAGGCAACGCUCCCUUUUGUGCCUCAGUUUGGUUGGACCAUGGAAAGUAUUGUACGUGGCGCACGCGAGCUGGGAUAUCCUUCCGUGGCACAUGGUGUGUUUGUGAACGGGGAAGCAGGCCUUGUCGACGCUUUCUUGAAAUAUUGUCGCCAAAACCACGUUGCGAUGGUAGAAAAGGCUUUAACCGAUGAUGAAGAACUCAAGACGUUGAACACUCCAGAGAAGAUUAAAAAGAUCACUGCCAUGCGUCUGGAUCUUCUUAAACCAUAUGCUCAUAGAUGGUCAGAGGCUUUGGCUAUCAUGGCGUAUCCUAGUAACAUUCCCAUGUCGGUUACCCACCUUGCUGAGCUGGCUGAUGACGUCUUAUUCUAUGCUGGCGACCGAAGCCCUGAUUUCAAUUGGUAUAUUAACCGCGCAGGGUUUGCAGCCAUUUACACAUCAACGGAGCUCUUUAUGACACAAGACAAAUCUACUGAUUUCUUUGAGACUGCUCGCUUUCUCGAUUCCCGCUUAGCCCAAGCUGCACAGUUGAAGGAUGGAAAAAAAGAGCUGGAUACAAUGCUUGAGUUUGGAGCGAAGAGUUUUCUUGGUUUGCUCGGCACGCGUGGAAUCCGAGUAUAA
Messenger RNA from Lichtheimia ornata, 732 nucleotides. Its product is annotated as rpsU-divergently transcribed protein. The transcript is spliced from 7 exons. The record is from RefSeq and is a predicted model, not a curated record. Lineage: Eukaryota; Fungi; Mucoromycota; Mucoromycetes; Mucorales; Lichtheimiaceae. Gene Ontology annotation, molecular function: lipid binding. Gene Ontology annotation, biological process: ubiquinone biosynthetic process. The coding region runs from base 1 to 732 and encodes 243 amino acids. Gene Ontology annotation, cellular component: mitochondrial inner membrane.